AUCGUAAAAAAUGGGGGAAAUUUUGUCUGUAGAUCACGAGACCCAGCUCAUCUCUUUCUCUCUCUGUCUAUCAACAUUUGUCUCUGAAAUGAUCGGAACAAAAAAAUAAUUUCAAAUUCUAAUCCCCUCGAUCAGAUCCAAUACCCUGAAAAACCUGCAUUUCUGCGAUCUGAUUGAAAACUUUAAAUCCGUAAGCAUUUUCUGAAAAUUUUUUUUCUUUGCCUCUUUUCAUUUUUUUUUUGUAUAUAUAGAUAGGAAAUUUUAGAUUUUGAGGUUUUAAAUAUCGGCAUUGUCGAAUUUUGGAGGAAUUAUCAGUUAAAAGAGGAAAUCUGUCAUCGUUUUUGAGUUAAGAGAUGGCUUCGAUGUCUUCCGUCAGCGAGGAGCUUACAGAGAUCGAGGGACAAGUUUCUGAUAUUUUCCGAGCUCUAUCAAAUGGGUUUCAGAAAUUGGAGAAGAUUAAGGAUACGAGUAGGCAAAGUAGACAGUUGGAGGAGCUCACCCAGAAGAUGCGCGAUUGCAAAAGGCUUAUUAAAGAGUUUGAUAGAGAAUUGAAGGAUCUGGAUUUCAAAAUUGAUUCAGAGACCAGCAAGAUUUUGAAUGAAAAGAAGCAAUCAAUGAUAAAAGAAUUGAACUCAUAUGUUGCACUGAAAAAGCAAUAUGCAAGCAAUCUUGAGAACAAGAGGGUGGAGCUUUUUGAGGGGCCAGGUGAAGGAUUUGCCGAAGACAAUGUAUUGCUAGCUUCUUCCAUGUCGAAUCAACAAUUAAUGGAUCAUGGAAACAAGAUGAUGGAUGAAACAGAUCAAGUUAUUGAGAGAUCAAAAAAGGUUGUCCAUGAGACCGUUAAUGUCGGGACAGAGACUGCAGCUGCUUUAAAGGCACAGACUGAACAAAUGAGUAGGAUCGUUAAUGAGUUGGAUUCCAUUCAUUUCUCUAUAAAGAAGGCUUCGCAGUUGGUCAAGGAAAUUGGUAGGCAGGUUGCAACUGAUCGAUGCAUUAUGGGCUUGCUCUUCCUCAUCGUGGUUGGUGUGAUAGCCAUCAUAAUUGUGAAGAUUGUGAAUCCACACAACAAAGACAUUCGGGAUAUUCCUGGAUUGGCACCUCCAGCCCCAAGCAGAAAAUUACUUUGGAACCCUAAUUGAAGACCUCUCUCUUCUCUGCAAAUAGCUGCAGCAGGUUAUUUGCAUUUUGUGUGCAAUGAUGGAUAGUGCUAUCUUGUGACAUUGUUGGAGGAACCUGAUGUGCGCAUUGGGUAUAUCAUUGCCGUCGGGUGCCAAAGAUGUGCCGAAACCAUCUUUGCCAGCCAGAUUUCAUCAGUAACAAUCCCUCAAACAUUCUUGUGUCUAGCUGACUAGGUCUAAUGGGAAAUUCUUUGUAUUUUCGUUUCAUUUUUCUUACUUUAUAAAAAACAUUCCCAUUCGAGUGAGAGAAAUAGAAAUACACACGGCUUCCUUUGUAAUAUUUUAUACUUCAAGGUUGUAUUACUACUAAGUAUAUUUGGCUACGCACUGUCAGUUUACCUCGAAACAUUUUUUUGUA
Messenger RNA from Coffea eugenioides, 1536 nucleotides. RefSeq names its product novel plant SNARE 11. Lineage: Eukaryota; Viridiplantae; Streptophyta; Magnoliopsida; Gentianales; Rubiaceae. The coding region runs from base 354 to 1139 and encodes 261 amino acids. Gene Ontology annotation, molecular function: SNARE binding; SNAP receptor activity. The transcript has 10 exons. The record is from RefSeq and is a predicted model, not a curated record. Gene Ontology annotation, cellular component: Golgi apparatus; SNARE complex; endoplasmic reticulum membrane. Gene Ontology annotation, biological process: retrograde vesicle-mediated transport, Golgi to endoplasmic reticulum; vesicle fusion.